This is a messenger RNA of Ictalurus furcatus (blue catfish), 1222 nucleotides long. It is a transcript of the gene nkx2.3, whose product is annotated as NK2 homeobox 3. Gene Ontology annotation, biological process: regulation of transcription by RNA polymerase II; cell differentiation. The record is from RefSeq and is a predicted model, not a curated record. The transcript has 2 exons. NCBI's taxonomy places the organism in Eukaryota, Metazoa, Chordata, Actinopteri, Siluriformes, Ictaluridae. Bases 1 to 966 code for a protein of 321 amino acids. Gene Ontology annotation, cellular component: nucleus. Gene Ontology annotation, molecular function: RNA polymerase II cis-regulatory region sequence-specific DNA binding; DNA-binding transcription factor activity, RNA polymerase II-specific.
AUGAUGCUUCCCAGCCCAGUAACGUCAACCCCGUUUUCUGUCAAGGACAUACUAAAGCUGGAGCAGCAAUCUCACCACCACCACGGCCAGUCUGUGCAAGCGCCCUUACCGGAUUUACAGCAGCAGCAGCAGCGCUUUCACACUCCACCAUCUUGCCUGCUUGGAGGCGCAGAGAGCCCCGGAUUCUCAGACAGCGAGGACAGGAUGGCUUUCCUCAACGCCCUCUCCGUACAGGACAACCUGGUGGAAAGCAGCCUUUCUCCGCCCAUGUUUGGCCAUCCCGCUCUGGGACACGUCGUAGACGCAAAGUUAGAGGACGACCUCGAAGAGCAGGAAACCAAGAGUUGUGGUGCUGCAGUGAGGUCCCCGGAUUGUGAGCUGCCCUCGGACCCAGACAGAGCUCAGAGGCAGAGAGCCAGGCGGAAGCCACGGGUGCUUUUCUCCCAGGCGCAGGUUUUCGAGCUGGAGCGACGCUUCAAGCAGCAGCGGUAUCUUUCCGCUCCCGAGCGAGAACAUUUGGCGAACACUCUGAAACUCACGUCCACCCAGGUCAAAAUCUGGUUUCAGAACCGAAGAUACAAAUGCAAGCGCCAGCGUCAAGACAAAAGCCUGGAGAUGGCUGGUCAUCAUCAUCACCAUCCGCCGCCGCCGAGACGCGUGGCGGUACCGGUUUUAGUCCGGGACGGCAAACCUUGUCUUUCUGGAUCACAGAAUUAUAACGCUACCUACGCUGUGGGGUCCAACCCGUACGGGUAUAAUGGUUACUCAACCUAUAAUAAUGCCGCAUAUACAAAUGCAUACAAUUGCUCAUAUCCUAGUCUGCCAACACUCCCAGCAAACACAGGCGCCAACCCGUUAAUGUCCAUGAGUUUGAAUAAUCUCGGAGCACACUCCCAGCCUCAGUCAUCACAAGGGACUUCCGUUUCAUCGUGCCAAGGACCUCUGCAGGGCAUCCGGGCAUGGUAGUUCCACAACAACCACACGCCUUCUGUACAGGCUUGAAUAAGAUGCUUCACGCCAAUAGCAAAUCAUUACAUACUAUAUAGUAUUGUGACUAUAGCAGCACGCUACAGAUCAGCAGGGACACUUUACAUUUGAGAGUGUAAAAUAUGUAAUGGCGCCAAAUCUGGUGAUUGCAUGUAAAUUAAGUUGUUUUUUUAUGCUGACAAUAUUUUUGAUUGACAUGAAGUAUUAGUUGUUGUUUUUUUUUUGUUUUUUUUUG